AUGAAUUGUGGAGUGUGCAAGAAGAAGGUUUCGAGAGAUGAGCCUCUCAAGAUCAAGUGCAAUGCAUGCAGUGCAAAUUUCCAUGGAAUUUGUGUAAAGGUGGGAGAGCAAGACAUUGUCACUCUUCAGGAGGAGAAACUGCUAUGGAAUUGUUCUGGGUGUAAAUCCCGGCGCCUGAGUUUCAUGAGAGACGGUGGAACUCCGCCUUCUCCAUCUCUUGCCUCAUUAACCGAGGGUAUGAAUGAUCUCCGCUUAAUGUGUGAACCUUUCGCGGAUCUUGGCAGGGAUGUGAAAGAUCUUCGAUCCCUUUGUGAAGAAAAAUUUGGUCGUCUGGAUAACUUCUUUGGGGCGUUUGAAAACCUGGUAAGGGAGAACAAGGCAUUGAAAAUCACUGUGGAACAGUUGCAAAACGAGAAUGUACAUCUGAAAGAGAUAACGGCGAAGUCGGACUGUGCGAUAAUGAAACUGGAUGAACAAGUGGAGAAACUGCAGCAACAGGCAAAUCUCUCCUCAAUUGAGAUACAUGGACUCCCUGAUGAGUAUAAGAGAGGGACAAAUAAUACCACUGUGGCAGUCGAAAUACUGAGGGAAUCUCUUGGGAUUGAUGUUAAUGAGGAGGAUAUUCUCAGCAGCAAUAAAUUUCCAAUGAGGACCAAAGACCAGGGAAUCAGGAAAUCAGUGACGGUGGUCAGAUUUGUUAGCCAAAGUAUGAGAUCAAGGAUCAUGUUGAGGAAACGGGACAGGCUUAGGAGGGACGGAGGACUCUUCGUGCAUGAUGGCAAUGAAAGAUUCGGCAUAUACGUGAGUGAGAGGCUGACGUCGGCUCGUGCUCAGCUACUUAGAAGAACUCGUGAGGCUGCUAAGGAAAAGGGCUACAAGUACGUGUGGGUGGUCAAUGGAGUGAUCAAGGCUAGAAGGAGCGACCGUGAGAAGAUUUUUUACAUUAAUUCAGAGAAAGACUUACUUAAAUUAACGUAG
Messenger RNA from Phlebotomus papatasi, 978 nucleotides. RefSeq lists its product as uncharacterized. The transcript has a single exon. NCBI's taxonomy places the organism in Eukaryota, Metazoa, Arthropoda, Insecta, Diptera, Psychodidae. The record is from RefSeq and is a predicted model, not a curated record. The coding region runs from base 1 to 978 and encodes 325 amino acids.